GUGAGAAAUAAGACAAAUAUUGCAACAUCCAGCACACACAAUAAAUUAUAACCGUAACAGUUGCACACACAACGAUGGAACAUAACAUUAAAGUUUUGUAAACAGAAUACACUGUAGUAGUAUUGGCAAAAUAAUAAACGCUUAAAAUUUGCAUCACGUCAUCAUUAUCAUCACACACUACAAAUAAAAUAAUUAAAAUAAAAGUACGUACAUUUAUAUAGAAAAAAAUAAAGCGAAACAAAAACAUCGAACAAAAUAAAUAAAAUUAAAAAAUAAAAAAAAAAUUAUAAGGCAAAUAAACACCACAGUCAAUUAUAAAUAUUACGUCCCCCCAUUUUACAAUGAAACGUCGCCUAAAACUUGUGAUGAUGAUAAACUAAAAUAAGCAGCACAAUAUACAUAAAUGUAUACAUUUAGUUAACACACAUACGAAUACGUUACGGUACGAGUCCGAGUCCAAAUACGAUUAUGCAGUACAUAUAAAGACCAUAGAGAAGAGAAUCAAAAUAUACAAUAAUAAUUCUAUCUAGAUACAAACAUACAUACAUAUAAAUAAUUUACUUUAUACAUUUACAUUUUGUAUGCUACAUACAUACAAACAUAUAUGUACAUAUGUUAAUAUCCAACCAUUUGUGAAUAUAACACAAAUUUCAUUGUUAUUGUUUGGACGAUAGCAAAAAAAAAAAAAAAGAGAGAUAUUUGCCAAGCAAAUCAAAACAUAAAAACACCAACAAAAAUUAAACUCAACAAUUAUAAAAUAUGAGUUGGUUACGUUCAAGUCCUUUAAGGCAGAGUCUAACACGUACUCAUAGUAAUGGCUCCGGUGCAGGAAGUUCAUUUUUCACCACAUCCAGUAGUUCCGGUUCAACACAACAUCCUGUUUUAAGACAACGUCCCAUAGAUACUGCAACUGAUUGUGAUCCGCGUGCCUGUUAUGAUAGUUUUUGUAAACACUGGCAACAAGCCUACGAAAUUAUACAAAGAGCCGAUGGUCCAAAUCGUACUCCAUCACAUGAUGAUGUUUUGGCGGUUGUGUCACAUUUGGAUUUUAUGGUUACACUUUUAUUGGUGGAAUUACAUCAUUGUAAUAAAGUUGCCUUACCCGACUCAUCAAAUGUACCACCUGCACCUUGUUUGGAAUAUAUGUUAAGUGAAAAUCUAUUAGAUAAAUUAUAUGAAUGGGGCUGUGUGACGGGACGUUAUGCCAAUGCGGUGCGUUUGGAGCAGCUGAAACUGUAUGAACUAUUGGUUAGUCAUUCCAGGCAUCAGCUAUUGUGUCACGAACCAUUUUUGAGGCCAUUAUUGAAAAUAUUGGCAUCAAGUCAAGGUGAAAUAUUUCCACCAGAUCUCGAGAAACGUUUGGUCAUACUAUUGAAUCAACUUUGUGUGGUUCUAAUGCAAAAUGUUCAUCUUUUGGAUUUGUUUUUCUUUACAUCAGCUCAAGAAACACAGAGUCCUAGCAACUUUAUAAUAUUUUCUCUACUCAUACCAUAUGUUCACCGUGAAGGCAGUUUGGGUCAUCAGGCCAGAGAUGCUCUCUUACUAUGUAUGGCGUUAUCACAAAAAAACUCCAAUAUUGGUACUUACAUAGCACAAUAUUCGUCCAUGUGUCCAUUACUGGUUACUGGUCUCGGUGGACUCUAUUCACGUCUACCUAAUUCCAUUGAAAUCAAUUCAAUUGAUUGGCAUCGUAUAACGCCCGAUGAUGUUACUGAAAUACCUGAAUUGACAUUAUUUAUGAAUGCUUUGGAAUUUUGUAAUGCUGUUGUACAGGUGGCUCAUGAAAUGAUUAAAAAUCAAUUGCUUGAUUUUAUGUAUCAAGGAUUUAUUGUACCCGUUUUGGGUCCAGCAUUAUUACAGACAUUGAAAGGCAAACAUUUCCAGACAAAUGUGGAUUCUCAAAUAUCGGCCAUGUCCUAUUUGGAUUUAAUAUUGCGCUCAGUGACCGAACCAGAACUAAUGAAAUUAUUUGUGAAAUUUCUCUUGGAUAUGGAAAAGUUUGAUGGUGAACGUAUAUUGGAUACAUUGGUGGAACGUUUAAGUUCUCAAGAUCCCAAUUUAUGUAUGGUUACAAUGGCAUUAUUCGAUACCCUAUUGGGUUUACAUUGUGAGGAUUUAAUGUUGGAAUUAUUAUUGAAAUAUCUACUGCCGGGUAAACAUGUACCCAUAUCUUAUCGUCACAAAAUUAAUAAAAUUGAUCCUUAUACAAACGCCGCCGAAUUCUUUUUGGAUUUAACGCCCGAGGUAAUGAAAAGAGCUAGAGAGUUGACAAAACAUAAACAUGUAGGCGAUACAGCACAUCAUACACACCCCACCAUGCCGUCGCCUACAUCAACGCUGAGUAAGACUAUUGGAGCCAAUUGGAAUUACUAUGGUUUGCAUACCGGCGAUAGUUUGUAUGCCAAUUAUCAUGCAUAUCUGUUUGAAGCUCAUUUUCGUAUAGUGCAAUGUUUAACGGCUUGUUCAACUUGGUCCCAUGAUUAUAAAUAUCAGAAAUGGCCUCGUAAAUCGAGUAAAGGAAAUAAUCAAACUAUGGAAAUGGUUAAACAGUUUUUCAAUGAAUUCAAUAGCAGUCCUUUGUUGGAGCAAUCAAAUUUAAUUUCCUCAAGCACAACAUUCUAUGAAGACAAAAAACAGUUUGAUAGUUUGCAAUCUAUAGGGGAAUCCAGUGGCUAUGAAUCGUUUAAAUGGAGACCGGCCGAUGAAGAAACAGCUGCUGAUGAGUUAGCGCCUUCGACCAAUGUAUCCGUCAGUAUGGCUGACAUUGAUUUAGAUUCCAGCAGUAGCAGCCACAAACAAAAUUCCAUAUUAUCAAAGAAAGAGCCCUGGAGAAUGUCAAAAAAUCGUCAUGAAAUACAUUUAACAGAUUUGGACUUUUCUGAAGAUCUAUUUGCCCAGGGGACCGUAUCAUUGGGUCCCUUUCUAAAUGCGGUUUGUAGUAAAUUACAAACAUUUACCAGUAAUACUCUUUAUGUGAAUCUACAUCUUACGGGGCUGAUAACACGUUUAGCCUGGUAUCCCUUACCUUUAAUACACUCUAUACUCUUGCGUCCCGAUAUUGUUGUCACCUCAGACACUCCCUCAUUUCAUCAGGUAUUGCGCAUACUCAAACAACAAAUUGAUGCUGAACUACCAGUGGUUGAAGAUUCUCUAGAAAUAAUCGAUGUGGCCCGUUCAUAUCUUAUAGAUCGUGAAUUUCGUUUGAUUAAUGCCCGCAAAGCAACAGAAAAUUCUCCCUUACAUGUAGCCAAAGUUAUGACAACGCAACAGUCUACAUAUGCCGCCAUAUCGGCCUCCUCACCGGUACAGGUGACACCUUCCUCCUCGUAUGAUCCCUUCAAACGUAACGACACAAAAAGAAUGAGUAUUAGCAAAUCGAUAACUAGUAUGUUUAGCCGCAAGUCAAAUGCUACAUCUGGCUUAUCACAAAUUUAUGCAUUCUUCACCGGAGGAUCUACAUCACCAUUUGCAGUUGGCUCAAAUACAACGGCUAGCACUUCGUCUACAUCUCCUUCAUUAAAUAAUCAAAAUCAAGCAACAAGUUCAGUAAAUAGUUCUAUAACAAGAGAGACUAGUUUAACCAAUCUACCGCCUUUAGGAGCAAAAUCCUCAGCCUCAACAUCCUCCUCCUCUUCCUCUGUAACGGCGGCAACAAAUGAACGCACAAAUGAACGUAGUGGCAGUGUUAGCAGUACCACUACCUUGCAAUCGAACAAUUCAGCAACGGCAACAGCAACAACAUCUUAUAAUAAUUUUCCACAACAUAACAGCAUAACCUCCUCUCUGGGUGAUAGGGCUAGUUCAACAUCGACUUUAACCGCUUCAUCUAACCUGGGAAAUAUGGCCUAUAUGGUGGGUAGUGGUAAUGGUUCCGAACCGGCUUCUCUAGAUUCGAUAUCAUCAACAAUGGGAGCAAUUACCAGCGGUGGCACCGAACGCACUAGAGAUUUAGCCUUAUGUGCUGUCUUAUUAGAUGAAUGGUUAAAGGAGUUAGCCGCUAUAGCUCAAGAGCAAAGUGUUGUUAUGCUUGAUAAGGAUUACUGACAUUGUUGUCAUGAUGAUGAUGGGUGUGGAUCAAUACAACAACAACUCUAUGCCAAUUAAUUGUACAUGUUUUUGAUAUCGUUUUUAAGAGAAAAGUUAAAAUAUUUAUAUUUAUCUUUUUAAAGAUAUAACAAUUAUUCAGUAAGUUUUGUUUAUCAGUUUGUAUAUUUGUUUUCGAUUCUUCUUUCUUUUUGGGAAAACGAAAUUGUAUUAAAUAAAUCUAUAUAAAAGCAAUAUAUUUAUUUACAUA
Messenger RNA from Lucilia cuprina (Australian sheep blowfly), 4294 nucleotides. Its product is annotated as FHIP family protein GG24907. The transcript is spliced from 7 exons. The record is from RefSeq and is a predicted model, not a curated record. Bases 760 to 4044 code for a protein of 1094 amino acids. NCBI's taxonomy places the organism in Eukaryota, Metazoa, Arthropoda, Insecta, Diptera, Calliphoridae.